This is a messenger RNA of Acipenser ruthenus (sterlet), 2856 nucleotides long. It is a transcript of the gene kcnk18, whose product is annotated as potassium channel, subfamily K, member 18. Bases 412 to 1545 code for a protein of 377 amino acids. Lineage: Eukaryota; Metazoa; Chordata; Actinopteri; Acipenseriformes; Acipenseridae. The transcript is spliced from 3 exons. Gene Ontology annotation, biological process: stabilization of membrane potential; potassium ion transmembrane transport. Gene Ontology annotation, cellular component: membrane. The record is from RefSeq and is a predicted model, not a curated record. Gene Ontology annotation, molecular function: potassium ion leak channel activity.
AAUAAAAAAUCAUUGGAAUCCCGUGUCGUAAAAUAAAAAUUGACAGAGGAACACAGUUAUGCACAAUUAUGAAAACAACAUUACUCUUAGACACUCAUUGCUUUUACAUCUACACAAUCAAUAUCGAUUUUACAAUGCAUCUCUUACCAUUAGCAUUGCUGCUGCUGCGCCUAUUAGCUAAUCACCGAGUUUGUAAAGACCCGAGCAGCCUCAGUCGGUUGCCGAUGCCCUGGGGAGCAGAAGUCAGUGGCUUAUUUUAAGUGAGAGCAUGGCGUGGUUUCAUCCUCGCCCCACUACUUUAUAGUCUCAAACAGUGUAAUUCCUCUUUUCAGUCUGAAAAAAUCCAGUGCAAUGCAAACUUGUACCCGUGUGCAUAUUUUCACAGUGGUAGAUUAAAUCCUCUGCAUCACGAUGUCUGUGGAAGAAGGGAAAAAUAACCUAGGGAAACUCAGAUGCUCAAACAUUUUCUGGACAGUAUUUCCGCACGUUAGUUUAAUCCUCUCUCUGGUGUGCUACGCAGCGCUCGGGGCUUUGUUGUUCCGACACUUGGAGGGCAAACGAGUUCCAGACGGUGACUACGACAGAUAUCUGGACGAACUCUGGGAUUUAUUUAAUAACACGAAAUUAAAUGCAACGGAGUUUAGAGGUCAGUUGAAAGAAAAGAUUGCAAAUGGUUUUAGAUUGGAAUGGCUUCAAAACCCUGACCAAUGGACAUUUACUGGUUCCCUUUUCUUCUGCUGCACAGUGUUUACUACAAUAGGUUACGGUCAUAUCUACCCCCUGACUACUCCAGGGAAAGUUGUGUGCAUGCUGUAUGCCAUGGUUGGCAUUCCUCUCAUGCUUCUGGUCCUUACGGAUGUGGGAGACCUGCUUGCGCUGCUCCUGUCCAAUUCCUACAAGAGACUGCGCAGGCUGAGCAGAAAACACCUGUGCUUCAAACCUUUCUGGGUGGAUCCGAAAACCCCUGAUGAUGCCCCCCCAUCCAGGUACACCUUGAACGGGGAGCUGGAGAUAAAGGGACCUUUAGAAAUCACACAGGUGCUGAAGGCCCAGUCCUCUGUCAAACGCAAGUCCCUGCAGCUCCGCAACGCCGAAAUCUUCAACAAGAUCAUCGCCAUGGAGAACCUUCCGCUCGUCCAGCUGAAAAGGAGCAUGUCUUGUCCACAGUUGGACCAGCUUCCCCCGUCCAAAAGCAUCCCAGCUUUUACAGGAAUAGGUGAAGAACUUGACAAGCUGAACGUGCCAAUGACACUGAUUGUAGUGGUUGUGUUUGCCUAUAUCCUCUUCGGAGCAUGCGUCCUGCCGAAUUGGGAGACAGAGUGGAAACCAUUUGAUGCCUUUUACUUUUGUUUCAUCACCUUGACUACAAUCGGCUUUGGAGAUCUAGUGCCGAGCCAUCCCAACUUCUUUAUGCUGACCUCUUUGUUUAUCAUCGUUGGGAUGACCAUUAUGUCAAUGGCGUUUAAACUGGGACAGUCCAGGAUAGUCAGUUGCUAUAGGAAGCUUAUUCAAUGCAUUAGUGGUGGUAUGGUGAAAGAGUACUGAACAAAUGUAGUCUUCAAAUGCAUGAACAGUCUGAGAUUGCUUGCAAACUUAACCCUGUCUAGCCAAUACAUAUCUGUUAAAACAAUAUCAUUAUAUCUGGCAUUGCUCUCUGUAUAGUACAUUCUGUAAGGUCAUAUACACUGUACAUGUUUUAUGAUGGACAGUAUUUUUAGUAAAGUGUUAUUUACUUGUUUUAACUUGAAUGUUGGGCUUAAACUCAGGCUUUAGCUAGUUAAUUAAAAGGCAAAAUCUGUUCAGUGUUAAGAAAAUCCUAGUAUAACUUGAAGGAACUGUGCUUCGUAAAAGAAUGUCAGAAGAGAAUACCUGAAGUGGAUGUUGAAGUAUUACAUUAUGCCUCUUCAAUUACCAUCGCCACAAGCCAUUCAAUCCUGAGCCUGUUUCAAGCACAGAUUGUGCUGAGUUAUAUGGUGAGUUUGUGACCCAAUACCCCGUUUACACUAGCACACCCGUACCGUGAGGGCUCCACGCCCUCACGGUACGGGUGUGUUUACACUAGCAAAUAACCGAGCCGAGCCGGAACCAAGCCGUGAAACUCCAGCCCUGCAACAUAUCUGAAUCUGGCUCGGGGCCGAAGCAGGCUGUGGGCGGAGUUACUGCAUUUCGUCAUCACGCUCAAGCGUCAUUACAAGGAAAAGUGGCAAAGCCCAGGACCACAACCGGUAAAUGUUUUCAUAACUCCUUACCUUUACGCCGCGGGACACAACACACAUCUGACUAAAAUACUAAAUAAAAUAACCCCCUCUCUAUAAUACGCAUAUAGUGAAUCAAAAAUGUUACUUUCCGUGAAUUAACCAUGCAUAAAGCACAAUGUAAUCAACGCUAUAUUUUUUACCAAAAAAAAAAAAAAAAAAGGUAACAUUCCCACUCGUGGAUCGCAGUUUGAUUGCAGUUUGUAAACUAUAAAUAGCCUGGCUAAACAGUGGUCGGGAGUUCAGUUUGAAGCGGCAGACAACCAAACCAACAAAGUGCCAGAAGGAGAGCGGGUAGUGAGAAGGGAAGAGGGAAUGGGAUCGCCCCAGGUUCGACUGCCAGAGCGGGGCUGAAGCGUCUUGUCUCCCGGAGAAAGCUGCAGCUCCUCUCGCAGCAAAAAAAUAUUUAUUUAGUUAUAAAACGAAUGCUGAAUAAGACGUCUGUGUUAUAAAGUGCCAGCGCAGCAUUUCUUCAGUUCAGAUACUGUAUCAAAAGGGAGAGACAGAAACGAAAGUUACACUGAUAAGUUGUUUACAGUUUGAACACCGGUACUGUAUUUACAGUAGAAAUAUUGCACUUGUAUAGGGAAUUGUAUUUCAA